AUGUAUACAGCAUCCUUCGCCUUUUUCGAGGCAUUAUGGGAGGCAGGAGUCACACAUUGUUUCGUCAAUCUUGGCUCAGAUCAUCCUUCGAUCAUUGAAGCCAUGGUAAAAGGCCAAAAUGAAAAGAAAGGCGAAUUCCCUCGGAUCAUUACAUGCCCAAAUGAGAUGGUAGCCCUUUCCAUGGCCGAUGGAUUUGCCAGACUAACACGACGUCCACAAUGCGUCAUAAUCCACGUCGACGUCGGGACGCAAGGACUCGGAGCCGCAGUUCACAACGCUUCCUGCGGUCGUGCUCCAGUUUUAAUUUUUGCUGGCCUCUCUCCCUACACCAUAGAAGGCGAACAUCGCGGCUCCCGCACUGAAUAUAUCCAUUGGAUCCAGGAUGUACCGGAUCAGAAACAGAUCGUUGCGCAGUAUUGCAGAUACGUGGGUGAGAUUAAGAGUGGAAAGAACGUGAAACAGAUGGUAAAUCGUGCCUUGCAGUUUGCGACGAGUGAGCCCGCUGGACCUGUGUAUCUGUGUGGUGCGAGGGAGGUUAUGGAAAUGGAUUUGGAGCCGUACACAUUGCAGCAAGAGCAUUGGGGGGCGGUAGAAGCCGGCGCGUUGAGCGAGGGAGGCGUGAAGAGGGUUGCUGAGGCGUUGAUGGCGGCGAAUGAACCGCUGGUCAUUACAGGUUAUAGUGGACGGAAUCAUGAUGCUGUUGGUGCCUUGGUAAAGUUAGCUGAUAUGGUAAAAGGACUUAGAGUUCUCGAUACGGGAGGAAGCGACAUGUGUUUUCCGGCUAAUCAUCCGGCAUGGCUUGGUCUAAGAUAUGGAGUGGACGAGUCGAUAAAGUCUGCAGACAUGAUUCUAGUUCUCGAUUGCGACGUUCCCUGGAUAAACACACAAAACCACCCGUCCACAGCCUGUGAGAUUUACCACAUUGAUACUGAUGUGUUGAAACGUCAAAUGCCAGUCCACUACAUCGCAGCUCUUGCUCGGUAUACAGCAGAUGCUUUCACGAGCCUAACGCAACUUACAGAUUACAUUUCCGCUUCCCAGAACUACACCAAGAAAGUUUCAACGUACGAUGUUCGCUGGGAGGCGCUCCAAACUUCUUACGCUCUUCGUUUAGAAAACAUAGUAGCGGCAGCAAAACCAAAGGAAGGAAAGUUUGGAACAGGCUACCUUUGCUCAACGCUUCGAAAGAUGUGUCCACAGGAUACAAUUUGGGCCAUCGAAGCAGUGACGAAUAGCUUUUUCGUAGCAGAUAACUUACAAUGCAGUGUUCCAGGCUCAUGGAUUAACUGUGGCGGCGGCGGUCUAGGCUGGUCUGGUGGAGGAGCUCUGGGCAUUAAACUUGGAUCCUCAUACUACUCAAACCCAAAAGACGGUGGGAAAUUCGUCGUCCAGAUAGUAGGUGACGGAACCUACCUCUUUUCUGUCCCAAGCAGUGUAUAUUGGAUAUCCCAACGUUAUUCAAUUCCAAUACUUACAAUCGUUUUGAAUAACAAAGGAUGGAACGCUCCAAAGAAAUCGUUACUGCUCGUCCAUCCAGAAGGACUUGGUUCUAAAGCCACGAAUGCUGAGUUGAAUAUCGAGAUCGCAGGUCCUGACUUUGGAGGGAUUGCUAAAGCUGCAGCUGGUGGCAAUUGCUAUACCGGCAAGGUUUCGGAGGUUGAUGAACUUGAGAAGGUGCUCGGAGAAGCUAUAAAAAGUGUACAAGGAGGUAUUACAGCUGUUGUCGAGGCUGUUGUUGCGUCUGGCUGUUAG
Molecule: messenger RNA, 1752 nt
Organism: Glarea lozoyensis ATCC 20868
Lineage: Eukaryota; Fungi; Ascomycota; Leotiomycetes; Helotiales; Helotiaceae
Product: thiamine diphosphate-binding fold (THDP-binding)
Exons: 5
Coding region: 1-1752 (583 amino acids)
Biological process (GO): L-valine biosynthetic process
Cellular component (GO): acetolactate synthase complex; mitochondrion
Molecular function (GO): flavin adenine dinucleotide binding; magnesium ion binding; acetolactate synthase activity
Source: RefSeq, a predicted model, not a curated record